AUGAAUAACUCAGGAAGCACCGCCAAUCACGUGGGCAGUAUCAACAAUGGCGGGUACGAUGUCUUCGUUUUGAUCUUUGCCUUUGUGUGGGGAUUUGUAAUUGGCCUUCUCUGCAAGUACCUGAACCAGAUAAAGAAAAAUGCGAUCAGGAUAAAGGAGGCUUGUGCGAACUUUGACUUGAUAUGCACAAGUGACUGCAAAAUGGUGUUUUGCGUCAGGACAGACAUCAAAAUGAACAAGGGAAAGAUCUGCUCGCAGUGUUGCCACGCCUGCUUAGCAGUGUAUGAGAAAAUUAUGAAACGAAAUAGCAAGCUGAAGGCGAGCGAAAGUGGGAAAGGAACCCUCACCUAUUUUGACCUGUGGAAAAAGACGGGACAGAAAAAGAUUGUCCUCAAAAUAUCGAGCUUGGAGGAAAUGUACGAAAUUGAACAAAAGGCCAAGAAGGAACACCUCAUAACGUCUAUAAUAAUCGACGCGGGCCGGACACAAAUCGAGCCGAACACGGAAACGGUCAUAGCCAUCGAGCCAGUGCCUGACGAAAUUGUUAACAAGAUAACGGGGCAGCUGAAGCUGCUUUAA
Molecule: messenger RNA, 579 nt
Organism: Plasmodium fragile
Lineage: Eukaryota; Apicomplexa; Aconoidasida; Haemosporida; Plasmodiidae
Product: peptidyl-tRNA hydrolase
Exons: 5
Coding region: 1-579 (192 amino acids)
Cellular component (GO): mitochondrion; cytosol
Molecular function (GO): peptidyl-tRNA hydrolase activity
Source: RefSeq, a predicted model, not a curated record